This is a messenger RNA of Styela clava, 3640 nucleotides long. RefSeq lists its product as uncharacterized. The record is from RefSeq and is a predicted model, not a curated record. Gene Ontology annotation, cellular component: junctional membrane complex; plasma membrane; endoplasmic reticulum membrane. NCBI's taxonomy places the organism in Eukaryota, Metazoa, Chordata, Ascidiacea, Stolidobranchia, Styelidae.
GUCAAUCCUUCGUGUAGAAAACUGUUUCACGGAUUUUUCUUUCUUCUUAUAUGUAUUACUCUUAUGUGUGUUAGUAUGUUGUUGAUAUCAGAUGCUCCAUAAUUUCUGCUGAGGAGUUGAGGAUAACUUGUAUAUUCAUCAUUGUAGAAGUGUAAACUCAAUGUAAAUAAAUACUGAUGUCAGAGAUAGGAAUACAUACAACUCUUGGUAGAGUGAAGUGAUGUAGACUCGAAUUCGCCCAUUAGACUUUCACUCAUCUUCGGCUCGGACGAAUACGUAACAUGAAUCAGAGUGGUGGACGUUUCGAUUUUGACGAUGGUGGAACAUACUGCGGGGGCUGGGAGUCGGGACGGGCUCAUGGUCAUGGCAUUUGUACAGGACCAAAAGGACAAGGCGAAUUUGCUGGAUCUUGGAACCAUGGGUUUGAGGUUAUUGGGGUGUACACAUGGCCCAGUGGGAACACCUACGACGGUAAUUGGAGUUUAGGAAAAAGACACGGUCUUGGUAUUGAGACGAAGGGAAGGUGGCAAUACAAAGGCGAAUGGACUCAUGGUUUUAAAGGAAGGUAUGGUGUGAGGUGCAGUACUACGACUAGAGCAAAAUACGAAGGAACGUGGAGCAAUGGAUUACAAGAUGGUUACGGUACUGAGACGUACGCAGAUGGGGGUACUUAUCAAGGACAAUGGAUGGGUGGAAUGCGCCACGGAUAUGGAAUUCGACAAAGUGUGCCGUAUGGGAUGGCAUCCGUUGUUCGAAAUCCACUCCGCUCAUCUCUUACUUCUUUGCGAAGCGAACACAGCAAUGUAGCAGUUCUACACAACGACAUUACGACUGACGCCCCACUUGGGUCUCGAGGUGGGUUUGUUUUGACGACGAAGGGGGAUGUCUCUUCCACCCCGGCUUCGUUGAAGAAAAAGAGUUUUUUCAAAAGCGGAAGUUUGAAAAGAUCUCUAUCCACUGGACUAAAAAUGAGGUCAAAAUCAAGUGCAUCAAUAGCGAGUAACGCCAGUAAAGCAAGCUCUGUUAAAAGCGGGUUGUCUUAUCGGAGCGAUUUUGCUGGCUCCAUGGGAAGUAGCAGCGAGUAUGGAUCAUCAGUAUACGGAGACAUAAGUGAAAUUGGGGAUCCAUUACAGCUUUCGACUAUCGAAGAUCACAUAGAUAUGAAUACGAUUGAAACAUAUCGAGGAGAAUGGAAAAACGAUAAACGAGAAGGAUAUGGAAUAUGCGAAAGGACAGACGGUUUUAGAUACCAGGGAGAAUGGUUGGGGAACCAGCGACACGGAUACGGAUGCACUACUUUUCCUGAUGGAACAAGAGAAGAAGGAAAAUACAAAAACAACGUGAUUGCAGUAUCUAGGAGAAAAAACAUGCUCGGCGUGAGAACAGGAAAAGUGAAAGAAAAGGUAGAUUCCAGCGUGAAACAAGCUAGAAGAGCAAUGGAAGUUGCAAAGCAAAAAGCAGAAAUUGCGACCUCGAGAACGGGGCAUGGUAUUGCUAAAUCUGAACAAGCUGAAAUCACGGCGCACAACUCCAGAGAAGAAGCAAAAAUUGCUCGAUGUGUUGCCAAGGACCUGGCCCCCGAUUUUCAUCAACCGGGUUUGACGUAUCUAUUGGCAAAGGGAGAAGAUCCUUUUCGAGAUAUGGAACAUGCUGAAGAUUACAACCUGAACAGAGAAAGAUUAAGUGGCGUUGCUGGUCCUGAAUCAUACCAUCAGUUCAGCACCGAUCAACAAGACAAAUCACCGGUUGUUAAUAGGUCCAGUGUGGAUAUUACUAAUUUGCCGAAUGAAAUAUCAAGAUCAAAUUCACCUGGACAGGAAAACACAUUAGGAAGAAAACAAGGCGUCAGUUUAAGGCGUCUUUCCCUAUUUGGUAGCAAAAGCAAAUUAAACAAAGACGAGGAUGCUUCUUCGACCAAAGUUUCACCGUCUCCCGGCAGAGCGUCGCCUGCUCCUGCAAAUAAAAUGUAUUUGUCGCCACAAAGUGCUGCUCAUUCUCCAAAUCUAUCACGAAGCAACCGAUCUUUAAAUUCUCAAGUUGACGGCGAUAUAACAGAAGCUGAUAGCAAUAUUCAAUCAUUGAAGACACAUAACGGUACAAAACCCUAUAUGCAAUCUAACGCGCCGAAACAAGGUUUUUUCCGUUCGCUUAUAAACAAACCGAAAAAGGGCGGUGGCGGUUUUAAAAUUGGUCAUUCGCGGACUUCCACCGAAUCAUCAUUUGCUUCAGUGUCAACGGACGAUUUUGACAAAGCUGACAAAGAUCUGUGGGAACAAAGGUCAGCUGAGGGUAAAAGAAACGCUUGGAAAAGGACUCGCUCUAUGCCUGACAAAAGGAACGAUAUCACACCAGAUUUUGAAAGAGAAAAAGCUAUUCCAAAACUUGGAAAUGUGUCUAAAGAACAAUACCUAACGAGUUAUGAGAGCGAAAUGUUGCCACUAGCCCCGCUUCAUUCCCAUACAGAAGCAUUAAACCCAGAAAUAGCCCAAUAUGGAGUCGAAAAGAAUGUAGCACAAGACCGAUUUGUGCAGAAAAACUAUUAUAACCAGUCUUUCAACGAUACAGCUUUUCGGGAGCCACUGAACACUCAGCCUCAAAUUCAAAUUACCGUAGCUUCCGAGGAAGGUCAAGGAUUUGUAGAAAAUAAUAAUUCAACUGUGGGUCCUUCGACCACGUUAACUAGGCAAGAUAGUGAUCAACAACAUUUAAGUCCGUCCAUAAUUGAAAAUAGCAAACUACAAAGAAGGCCCGAACAUAUAAAAACAUUGGGAGCAGAGCCAGUUGCUCCCGCAUUUGCAAACUAUAAUACAAAGGCAGAAUCUGAAGCGUCUUCCGAUACCAUGGCGCGGAGAAGACUUCGAAAUAUUUAUUCUCGCCAGGACGAUGAAAACGAACACAUUUCAGAAAAAGAUCUCAGUAGGAAAUACUCUCCUCUUCCUAGUAAAUUUCGACAGAAUCAGCUACAAAUUCCAGCUGCAAAGAGAUAUAGUUUAGAAAGAUCGCCUUCAAUCAAAGAAAAUGAUUCAAAUCGAUCAUUUUUGAUUGUUCUCGUCAUACUUUUGAAUCUGGGAUUCGUGGCUAUUUUUAGUCAAUUUUUCUUAUGACGGAACAUAAGAUGAAAAGUUAAAUUUGAAAGCGGAUCACGAAUCCAGUAUACAAUAAGCAAUGUGUGUCUGCGUGUGUCUACGCGAUUCAUUAAUAUCUGAAUUGGAAAUUGUAUCAGAAGAUAUGUAUCCUGUGUGGAAAUCGGGCCGCAUAAUUGCAUUGGUGAAAAUAUUGAGAGAAUGGAGUUUCUCCGCGCUUCAAAGACAUUUUCUUUAUAUUUUUUUUUACAAAACAGCGGCAACGGGAAUUCGUUUGAAAAAUGCCUAAUUUGCAUGUGUCCACUCAAUGUUAUGAAAAUAUUUUUAGUAUACAUUCGUUGAUUUAUAAAGCUUUUGGCUGCUUGUCAAGAUCCUUGUUCUGAGUGACCUGUUACAAUAUGAACAAAAAAAAAACAGCGGGAUUAUGAGUCAAUGUAAAUGUAUUUUUAGAGAAGUGUUGAUUUACUUAUAUAUAAAAUAUUAUAUAAUAUAUUUCAUUUCAUCGCUGAUGCUAGUAUUUAUAAUGAUGUCUCAAAUACAAAUAUGAAAAAUUCGGA